AUGAAAAUUUUCCACCGGGAUGUACGCCCAUCAAACAUCUUAUUGGAUGCUAGUGACAAUACUCUUGUACUUGCUGACUGGGGAUCAGCAAUCAGCAAUCCAUCUAACAAACUGGUUCCCUAUGAAGGAACUAUUACAUUUGCGUCACCAGAAAUUUUGAAUAACGAUAUGAGACCUUACCAACCUAAGGAAUCGGAUGACCUGCAUUCCUUUAUACGUACAAUGUACGUUUUGCAUAAUCAAACAAAAUUGCCAAUUAUUCCUGAUGGAACUUUUGAAUCAAAAGCACAGGCUAUCCGAGGAUUCUGGAACGAUAGCGUGGAUGUUAAAAUGGGAGGUUUAGUAUGGAAGGAGAUGGUUAAUGCAGCGAAAAUGAAGAUUAUGAAGUUCUGGAAAGAUGUUGUUAUAUCUUUAAGGUAUAAUGCUAAUGCUUUUGGACAUAUGGAUUUAUAUUUUAUAAAUAUUUAG
Messenger RNA from Funneliformis geosporum, 468 nucleotides. The record is from the annotation of a GenBank genome assembly. Lineage: Eukaryota; Fungi; Glomeromycota; Glomeromycetes; Glomerales; Glomeraceae.